This is a messenger RNA of Mycena citricolor, 1359 nucleotides long. NCBI's taxonomy places the organism in Eukaryota, Fungi, Basidiomycota, Agaricomycetes, Agaricales, Mycenaceae. The record is from the annotation of a GenBank genome assembly.
AUGUUGGCCGCGGAGGCAGGCUACAAUGUGGUCGACACCACCGACGACAAAGGCGAAUACAAGAAGGGGGACCAGGAUAAUAUCCUCAUCGAGUUCCUGGAGCGCGGACUCAGCAGCGAGAUUGCCAGCCGUCUCUACAACACCGGUGUCCCUCUGCCCAAGGCCUAUGGAGCGUUCAAAGCCUGGUGCAUCAACAUCGAAGCCAAUGCUCUGCGUGACCAGCUGCGCAAAGCGUCGUAUGGGCACCCCACACAACGACCACCUCCCCAGUUCUGUCCCCAAGCGGCACCAGUGGCGCCCACACCCGCUCCGGCCCGACCCGCUGCCAACGAACCGGUUCUGAUGGAAAUCGAUUGUACCCACGCCCGCGGCUGCAAUAUCAUCUGCUACAACUGUCAACAGCCUGGGCACAUUGCGCGGAACUGUCCGGAGCCAAGAAAGAAGCGCACAUUUUUCAAUUGGGCCACAAUGCUUGAAGAGAUCGAGAACGGGGACAAGGACAACGAGUUCCUCAAGGAGAUCGCCGAGAAGCUGUCCAAGGAGGUGGAGCGUCCGGACUAUGGACGAUUUUCUGUGCUUGUUUCGAUUAAGGACAUGAACGAUCCUACACAUACAUACACGAUCUCGGACUCACUACGUACCAAUAUUCACGAUUUUCUCAUUGCCGAUAUGGAAAAAGAACGACAAAGAAAAAUAGCUUUAAAUAGAGAGUAUUUACAGAGUAAAAAGGAUCAGAAGGUUGCAGAUAAAUUAAUUUUGGACUCCUACGUAUUUAUGGCUCGUGGAGAAGGAACCACGUCAACAAAGACCGAAAAGGGGAGCAUUGCUCCGGAGGCUCGAUCCUUGGAAAAGGAGGAAGCGCCCAAGGAAUCUGCCGAAAUCAAGGUUCCAGAAGCACCCAAACACACCAGGGUGCCAGAUGCCGUCCAGAGGAAAUUGGCAGCCGAGAAACAGAAGGGCCCCCAGCCCAGCAAGUUGGUGCAGGAAUUGCGCAGUUACCAGGCUGAGAGGAAGAGGCAUUCGAUGGACGUAUAUGUCCAGAUCACGGGUCUGGACUCAGGGAAAACGCGCGGAGUCAAGGCGCUACUCGAUAGCGGUUGCAGUACCUGCUGCAUCGAUACCGACUACGCCCGGGCAGAAAAGCUGGACAUCCAAGAGCUUCUGCAGCCCAUCGUGGCUCGUAACGCCAACAACACCGAGAACAUCAGCGGUCGGAUCACGCAUUACGUCGACCUUAGGAUGAAAAUCGGUCCUCAUGUGGAGACACGCACGUUCCUCCUGACAUGUUUGGGAAAAGCUCGGAUCUUCAUCGGUCUUGAUUGGCUGACGGAACACAACCCCGAGAGUGGUGUCACAUGA